Messenger RNA from Aspergillus aculeatus ATCC 16872, 3198 nucleotides. Its product is annotated as sporulation-specific 71 family protein. Lineage: Eukaryota; Fungi; Ascomycota; Eurotiomycetes; Eurotiales; Aspergillaceae. Gene Ontology annotation, cellular component: prospore membrane. Bases 1 to 3198 code for a protein of 1065 amino acids. The transcript is spliced from 3 exons. The record is from RefSeq and is a predicted model, not a curated record. Gene Ontology annotation, biological process: protein localization to prospore membrane; ascospore-type prospore membrane formation.
AUGGCUACCGAUCCUCGUCUCGGGUAUCAUGGCUCCAAAUAUCGCGGGCUGGAUCCCGACUCUCAUACUGCAGAGAAAUUGCAUCAUGCCUCUCCCAAACACAUACACAUGACCAAUCGGCGAUUCUUCAUCGGCCCCAUUCCGCAGGGCUGGUUGCAGAAUCACCGUAAAUCGUGGUGGAGGACAAGACUCAGGCUGAGUAAAUACUCUUCAAGGACUGUCACUUUCUCUGCAGAUCCCAUGGUCGCACGUUACACUGAGGAGUACGAGAGUGAUGAUUAUGAAUCCUCUCCCGAAGAAGAGUCAGCUGGUCUGGCCGAUACCACUGAAGACGAAGCAACAGAACGGGAAUCAGAGGACGAAACCAGAGAUUGUGAGGCCCGCCCGCGAAAGAGCCUACGGACUAUUCCCUACACACUCUCUGAAGACAAUGGGCAUGAGGUCUCGCGGACGACUACUGCAGACACAAGCCGAUCAACUUCUAGAGAAACAGCGAACCACGAAGGCGCGUCUACUCGAAGACAAGAUGGUGGCUCUGCUUAUUACACGGCCCACGAGCGCGGCCCAAGCGAUGCAUCCUUGGAACCCAGCAGGAUGGAGUCGGAGCAACCCACGCGGGAACAAGACAGGCAAACGCUACAGGUUCCUAGCCAAUAUGCCGAGAGUCAGUCAAGCCCCAUGAUUCCUGCUAGCGAUCAUGGAUCCACAACUGGGUUGCUAAGGCCAGCGUCGCGAUCCAAAGGGAAGGGAAGAGCACCGUCAGUGUCGACACCAGCAGAUCUAGAGCAGCAUGAGCCUCGGGUGGAGAGCGACGAAGAGCAAUCGAUCCCGCAGGGCAAGCGAGUCAGAAGUAAUCCUCUUCACCCACUGCACAAAAAGGCGGUCAGAUACAACCUGGAUGACAAUCUCUUGGACAAGCAACAGCGGCUUUUUUCGCGCAUAUCGAGGACACAGGGAGUCUUGUCACGACACCGACCGCACCGACGCAAAAUCCAGGAAGGAGAGGUCCUGAAGGCAGAGAAAAUGCUUGUUCGGAUUGAGGAAACACUACAGGACAAGCUUCCUGAUGACUAUACAGAGAAUGACAGUCUCAAGUCAGAGAAUCGGGUUGUGGAUCAGUGGCGAGAAUACCUCGUGGCGUGUCGAGUGUCUUCCAGUCCGGAUGCGCCAUUCUCUCUCCAAAUGUACAAGACUCGUGUCAUACCCGAGGUGCAAAAGGCAGGCACGCGGGUGUCACCGCAGUAUGAUAUCCCGCUGGGUCGCAAACGGACCAAGGUAAAUCUUUAUUCACACCUGGACAAGACAAUUGUCAUCUGGGGGCCGUGUAAGCGAGGGACGAAGAUCUUCAUUUUACGGCCGAAGUCUGCGGCGCAUGCUAUGGAAUGGUACACUUUCCUGAGCCAGGUGCUAGGCAGGCGCCGUCCAUCUUCACUCCCGAUAUAUGUCCCAGACCUUGGAGUAUCUCUUGUUUUCAAGAAUCCGUUCGAACAAUUAGAAGCAAUUUAUUCGAACAAGGGGAAGGGUGGUGUUCUGGGUCGCGCUGCAACGAAGGAGAAAUCUGUCGCUACAGCGAUCGUGCGCGGUUGUUUGGAGAUGCUGGAACACCGCCCCGAAUGGGCGGAGGUUUUGAACCGCUGGUCCAAGACUGAGAUCAUGGGGCUUGCCUGGAAGCGGUAUGAUCGAUUGGAAUGGAUUUUUGGUACCAAUGAAGCGAACAUGUACGGCACAAUUGCGAUGCAUACGACCCAUGAGCUCGAGCUGCGACCAAGGCAACAUUAUCAGACGUACGUCAAGCACGACCACGAGAAGGAGGAUGAGCCCCCACCGGUAGAGGGCUUUCUUGUACGCCUCACGUCGCAGCGUGGUGUACACCAGCGAUUGAAUAAGAUGUUUUUCAAACGACUGUAUUUCUUUACUCAGGAUCACCACCUGUUUUUCUGCAGACCCUCCAAGUCACUGCCCCCGGCGCCUCCGAAGCUCGACCGCGAUGAGACUACCGUGCCCUCAGCGCAGCAGAUCUUAGACGCAUCGCCUCUUUCCUACGAGGUCGAUCCGUACCCCUUGCAGGACGGCGAGAUUACAUGGUUAUCGAGUGGCAAUAAGGAACACAUUACCAAAUACGACGAGCAGGCUUAUGCUCAACAGCAAAGAAACGCCCACAACAUUGAGCAUGCAGACGGGUUCAUUGAUCUAAGCCGGGUCAAAGAAGUCCGCAAUGUGCACCGUGAUGCUUGCCCCGCUGACCCCAAUCUCGAACAAGGGCCCGACGUCGAUUUCCAACCUGACGCGACAGAUUCGCGCCGAGAUGACGGCGCCACGAAGCAGUUUGAUGAUGAGAGGACGUUUGAGAUGCUCCUGCACAAUGACCUUGUUGUUCGGUUCCAGGCGUACGAUGAGAUCACCAAGAAUGAAUGGAUGAAACGACUUGAUGCUCUGGUGAAAUACUGGAAGGUCCGGCUGGCGACCGAUGCAGCGGAGCUCAAGGUUCUCCGCCAGCGUAAUCAAGAACUUCUUGGAAUCGAUGAGGAGAUGGAGUCGAUCAUGGGGCAAUUCGCUCGAAAGUGGGAGGUCAAAAAAGCCGAGGCCUCGCCUCUGCUGCACAACAUCUGUGCUCUGUCGGGCUGCCGGACAAUCAAGAUGUCUGGACAACUAUAUCGGAAACCUCGCCGCCACAGCACCUUCAAGCGAUGCCAUGUCGUCCUCAUGGCCGGAAAGUUAUUAAUCUUUCGCACCUCCCUGCGGAAGCGCAACGGCGCCGAAGUGCCUCAUAUACACCACAGUUUGGAGACCACCAUCGACCUGGCCGACUGCUAUAUAUACUCGGGCCUUUUGACCGAAUCAGACUUGCUCUACUCAAAUCAGACGUUCGACAGCAACCGGCCUGGGCACCAAUCCCUCCCGCGAGUCUAUCUCUCGACAGAUGUCUACACAAGUAGUGACGAGGACACCGCCAUCGCAUUCGUGAUCUGGCAGCCCCUGCGCAGAAACUAUUUCCGCUCACGCGAGUACGGGACCAAGGGAGAGAAGCGGCAACGGUUGAAGCAGGUGUCCACACUGGGAGUGCACGGGCGGACCAUCGUCUUCAAGGCGCGCAGCCGUGUGGAGAAAGACCGGUGGGUGUUGAGUAUAGCAUCCGAGAUUGACCGUCUGCAAGAAGACCGGCCGGAGGAUGUGCGAAUCAUCUCACAGCAGACUUAG